AUGAACAAACCUGCAAUAGAAUGCGAGAAAAGUACUGAUUGUCAGCAUAAUGAUGCUCAAUAUCUACAAAAUUUAAAGUCAGCAGCAGAAAAAGGAUCAAUCGACGCUUUAUGUAGUUUAGGAAAAAUCUAUUUCGAAGGCGGCAAUAAAUUUGCGCAAAAGAACACAUCCACUGCUGUAUCUUACUAUGAUCGUGCCGGAAAUUUGGGAGAACAGAAAAGAGAUGACAAGGAAUUAGCUGAAAAGGCCGGCUUUGCACUUCUCCGUGCUGCCGAGAUCAUGAAUUCCAAUACGAAACUCGACGAUAUUGCAGACAGCGCUCUCUCUUAUUAUGGGCGUGCGUCAGCUCUUGGAAAUACCGAAGCGUCACUAAAAAUAGGGCGAUUCUUAUUCAAGCAUAUCAAUAACAAAGCUCUUUCACAAAAAGCUAUUGACAUACUCAAAAAUUCAUCAGAUCUUGGUUCAGCUCCAGCCCAGAACGAAUAUGCGCGAUACCUCGAGAAUGUUUUGAAAGACGAGACCGCAGCGCUGAAGUAUUACACGCUCUCUGCCAACCAAGGCUACGAAAGAGCGCAAAUUAACGCAUCCAGAAUUCUCAUGAAGAAUAAAACAGGUGAUACCGAUGAUGUAUUUCCAGGAACAGAGGUUGCACCCAAAAAAGGCAAAGCGAAGAACCCUAGUCUUCCAAUUCCCCGUCCUUCAUCAACUCCUUCCCUCCACGAAGAGAAAAACCAAAAACAGACGAAAAAUUCCAAUUCCGACCUCACGAACGAGCAAAAGAUCAAUUCCCUGAUUGACAGAAUAAUGUCCAUCGAUGCAGAAGACCACAAGAACCGCGCAACACUCAUGAAAACGCUAAACAUUCCAAAAGGAACAGUUUUGACCUCAGAAACAACUAAGAAACUAACAAAUCUACUUAUCUCUGUUUUAUCUACUGCUCCUCCUUUUUCCGUCAUCAUCCGCUCUUACAAACAGAUCUAUUUCAACCCACGCGAGUCCUACGAAGACAUCACCAUCGCCUACAGUCUUUUCCCUCUUCUUUCUCUCCAAAACUAUCCGAAUCAGCUUCUGAAAGCUCUUGCAAGGAGAUUAACUUCCGCUUCAAACAACGACAGACAGGGCGCGAAGGACUGUCUGAUGAAGAUAAACACACAGAUACCUUUUAUCAUACACCUCAUCGCUUUGACAUUGACUCCUCCUCCUCCCCACGGCACAAAGGAUUUGUUGGAUUUGGCCUUCCAUUUCUUGAUUGAAUACAAACCUCCUCCACCACUUUUUGAUGACUUUUUCGUUACUUCCUCUUUUGAUGACGAAAAGAACGUGUUGGGACUGAACUCAAUGAUCUCCGAGCAGAGAUUAAACGACGGACUAACGAUAUUCAAUGAGUUGUGGUGCACAUUUCGAAUUCUCCAUUACGCACCUCAUUACCAAUCAUAUUUUCAGCAAUUCUUGAAAGCAUUGACUGCUUUAGCGAAAACAAAUGAGUUUUUCGCACAUGACAUAAGGAGAUUCAUUGUCAACCACUGGCCAAGACUCGAUCCACAGAAGGCAGUCUUGUUUAUGCAAGAAGCAACAGCUCUUUGCGUGGAAGGACCUCCUCCAGAAGAAGUUGUUUGGCAGAACUUGUCUUGGAGAUCUUCGUCAAUACACUGGCAGAUCGCUAUGGAAGGAAUGAAGUUCAUUGAGACAACUAUAGGAAGGACUGAUGGUUUCGACCAUUCGAUACUCACAUUCCUUCUACAGGACGCAGCAAAGAACCAUUGGCACAAUGGAGUCAGAACAAGAGCUCAGUCUGUUUUGGCUUUGAUUCCGGACACAAAGCCAAAGAGACCAAAUUUGCUACCAUUCGAUCAAUGGGGAGAAAUAAAGAAGAUAGCAAAGAAGAAUUACCCAAACGAUGUAUUCGAAUCAAAGAUGAAACUCAAACCAAAGUAG
Molecule: messenger RNA, 1935 nt
Organism: Trichomonas vaginalis G3
Lineage: Eukaryota; Parabasalia; Trichomonadida; Trichomonadidae
Product: ERAD pathway
Exons: 1
Coding region: 1-1935 (644 amino acids)
Biological process (GO): signal transduction
Cellular component (GO): protein phosphatase type 2A complex
Molecular function (GO): protein phosphatase regulator activity; protein binding
Source: RefSeq, a predicted model, not a curated record